Messenger RNA from Gryllus bimaculatus (two-spotted cricket), 2970 nucleotides. The record is from the annotation of a GenBank genome assembly. NCBI's taxonomy places the organism in Eukaryota, Metazoa, Arthropoda, Insecta, Orthoptera, Gryllidae.
AUGGAGGACCUGGCACCUUCCGGCUUCAAGAUGGCGAACCGGAAGCGAGGACUUGGCCUGAGGCACAGCCUACUCGCCCUCCGCAGCCUCGCCCGCUUCCACGCCGCCUCGCACGCGCUCUUGCAGCGCCAACCGGAACUAACGGAGAAGUUGGGCAACACGUGGAGAGCGAUGUACAACACGAUGGAGACCUUCGUCGUUGCCAUUGAUACGUUCACUGAGCUAAAUGACGCUAAGCCUGGUGCUUUCAACGUCAUCACCCACGGAGACUACUGGUCGCCGACGCUGGAGGCGCUACUUGCGGCUGUGGACUUGCACGGUCCGUUCUCGCUGUUCUUGGCGCCAGCCAGGCCCAUUGUCAGGGCAGAGAAACCCGUUGACCUGAACGCCAUGUACGAAGGGGACCACUCCAGCCUGUUGCCUCUUUACCAGCAGGCAGAGGUCAAGAAAUGGAUGCAGCGCGUUUUACCGGACUACGCCCGCAGGGAUUGCAUCCUGUUUAACUACCGCACUCCUCGCGUCUCUUUUUGGAACUUUCUCUGGUUUGCUCGGCGUCUGGUGCGAUUUGGUACUUUUGUGCAGUUUCGACAGUGUUCUAAAGAGUUGAAUUGUUAUGUGAAAAAUAAGCCUACUAACGACUUAGAGAUGGUCGAAACCAAGCAAGCUGAGAAGCCACAGGCCGAAACGCGUCCUCCGCCAUCUUGGUUAAACAAGGAACUGAUUCAACAAGCGCUGCGCAACGGCGGAGAUAGCAACUCGCACGUGGAAACAAUUGACGUGAGCAUGCCAGUUGCUGCGGGGGAAAACUUUAUCAGCGCCGUCUACCGAGCGAAGGCCACACUCACUGAUGGGCAAGAGCGAUCUUUCAUUAUUAAGGGCCCAGCAGCAGGAGCAGCUUUGUCCAGUGUGACAAAUGAAGUCAGAACCUUUGAAAGAGAAGUCACGAUGUUGGCGCAAGUUAUUCCGCAGAUGGAGGCCAUGUUAGAAAAAGCAGCCCCUGGACGGUUCCCACCUUUGGCUCCACAUUGCUACCUCCACGGCACCUCCCCGGUGGACUUCAUCGUGCUGGAGGACCUGGCUCCUCUCGGCUUCAAGAUGGCCGACCGGAAGCGGGGCCUGGGCCUGAGGCACAGCCUGCUCGCCCUCCGAAGCCUCGCCCGCUUCCACGCCGCCUCGCACGCGCUCUUGCAGCGACAACCGGAACUGGCGGAGACGCUAGACAACACGUGGAGGGCCAGCCACCAGAGCAUGGGGGCUUUCGUCGAAGGGAAGAUCCAAGCGGCUGUCGAAGCCUGCCGGUCGUGGCCUGGCUUUGAAGACUGCGCCCACCGACUGGAGAAGUUCAAGGCCGUCGCCCUGGAUACGUUUGCCCAGCUAAAUGAUCCGAAGGAUGGUGCAUUCAACGUCAUCACCCACGGAGACUACUGGGUUAACAACAUGAUGUUCUGCUAUGAAGACCAAGCGGUGAAAGGACAUCGAGCACUUGAUUUGCAAAUCGCCCACGUUGCAUCUCCCGUCAUUGACGUGCUCGACUUCCUGGUAAGUAGCCUCAACGACCACAUCCACGAGAGCCACCAAGAUCUGCUGCUGCGGGAGUACCACUGGGAACUCAAGGAGACCUUGGAGCUGCUUGGACUUCAGGCGCCGUCGCUGGAGGCGCUGCUGUCGGCCGUGGACGUCCACGGGCCGUGCUCGCUGUACGGAAUGAUUAGCAGGCCCGUCCUCAAGGCGGAGAAAGGGCUGGACGUCAGCGGAGUCUACGCCGGGGACCAUUCCUGCCUGGUGCCCGUUUAUGAGCAGCCCGAUGUCAAGAAAAAGAAGCCAAGAAACGAUUUAACGAUGGUCGAAACCAAGCAAGCUCAGGAGCCACGAGGGGACACCCGUCCGCCGCCAUCUUGGUUAAACAAGGAGCUGAUUCAACAAGCGCUGCGCAACACCGGAGACAGCAACUCGCAGGUGGAAACAUUUGACGUGAGCGUGCCUGUCGCCGCGGGCGACAACUACGGCAGUUCCAUCUACCGAGCGAAGGCCACACUCACUGAUGGGCAAGAGCGAUCUUUCAUUAUUAAGGGCCCAGCUGCUGGAGCAGCGUUGUCCAGUGCGACAACGGAAGCCAGAACCUUUGAAAGAGAAGUCACGAUGUUGGCGCAAGUCAUUCCGCAGAUGGAGGCUCUGUUAGAAGAAGCAGCCCCCGGCCGGUUCCCACCAUUGGCUCCACGUUGCUACCACCACGGCACCUCCCCCGUGGAGUUCCUGGUGAUGGAGGACCUGGCCCCUCCCGGCUUCAAGCUGGCCGACCGGAAGCGGGGCCUGGGCCUGAGGCACAGCGUGCUCGCGCUUCGAACCCUGGCCCGCUUCCACGCCGCCUCGCACGCGCUCUUGCAGCGCCAACCGGAACUGGCGGAGACGCUUGACAACACGUGGAGGGCCAUCGAUAAGAGCAUGAGGGUUUUCGUCAAGGGGCAGAUCCAGGGGGCUGUCGAAGCCACCCGCUCGUGGCCUGGCUUUGAAGAGUGCGCCGACCGACUGGAGAAGUUCAAGGACGUCGCCAUGGAUAUGUUUGCCCAGCUAAAUGAUCCGAAGGACGGGGCUUUCAACGUCAUCACCCACGGAGACUACUGGGUUAACAACAUGAUGUUCAGCUAUGAAGACCAAGCGGUGAAAGGACAUCGAGCACUUGAUUUGCAACCUCAACGACCACAUCCACGAGCACCACCAAGAUCUGCUGCUGCGGGAGUACCACUGCGAACUCAAGCAGACCUUGGAGCUCCUUGGACUUCAGAAAUCAUAAAAUGUUUAGUACACCUUGAAAGGAACGAAGGCUUUAUGGAUCAUUUAAAUCAUCAAUAUCAUUCUUAUGUCAAUCUGGCCAAAUUGCCCAUUUGGAAAUGCCCUUCCAAAUGGAUAAAUAAUAAAUGCACAGAAGAAGUGGAAUCAUUGAUUGAAAACGCGGGAAAAUGUGGUGACAAU